Messenger RNA from Pan troglodytes (chimpanzee), 2761 nucleotides. RefSeq names its product dynein axonemal intermediate chain 1 (gene DNAI1). Gene Ontology annotation, biological process: cilium movement; outer dynein arm assembly. NCBI's taxonomy places the organism in Eukaryota, Metazoa, Chordata, Mammalia, Primates, Hominidae. Gene Ontology annotation, molecular function: dynein light chain binding; dynein heavy chain binding. The transcript has 19 exons. The record is from RefSeq and is a predicted model, not a curated record. Gene Ontology annotation, cellular component: outer dynein arm. Bases 265 to 2247 code for a protein of 660 amino acids.
AACCCCGCCUCCUUUCCGGGCCGGCUGGGCGCGCCAGAAGCGCCUGCGCCUUGGCUGCUGGUCGGUUGCUGGGUAACCGCGUCAGGGAGUUGGAUUCUAUCCUGCAAGGGCACGGGGACCCACAACGACGGCUGUCCCUAAAGAACCGUUGCGACUGGUAACUGAAGUGGAAGAGAGUCCAGAUUUCUUGUGUGUGGUCAAGGAGACGGACAAACUUUUUGUCUUCAGACGAGGGAGCGUUUUGUAGGCUCUCCAGGGGUUGAGAUGCUUCCUGCUUCUGCGAAGGCUCCCCAUAAACAGCCUCAUAAGCAGAGCAUCAGCAUAGGCAGAGGAACCAGGAAGAGAGAUGAAGAUUCAGGGACUGAAGUGGGAGAAGGCACAGAUGAAUGGGCCCAAUCCAAAGCCACAGUUAGACCCCCUGACCAGCUGGAGUUGACCGAUGCGGAGUUAAAGGAGGAGUUCACUCGGAUUUUGACAGCCAACAACCCACAUGCACCCCAGAACAUUGUCAGGUACAGCUUCAAAGAAGGCACAUAUAAGCCUAUUGGCUUUGUGAACCAACUGGCAGUUCACUACACCCAGGUUGGGAACCUGAUCCCCAAAGACUCAGAUGAAGGACGGAGGCAGCAUUACCGCGAUGAAUUAGUGGCAGUAUCCUACCAAGGUUCUCAGGAGUCUGUCAAGGUGAUUUCAGAAACAGGAGACCUCGAAGAAGACGAAGAGCCCAAGGAGUUAGAAACUGAGCCUGGGAGUCAAACAGAUGUGCCUGCAGCUGGGGCAGGUGAAAAAGUGACUGAAGAAGAAUUGAUGACUCCUAAGCAGCCCAAGGAGAGAAAGCUCACUAACCAGUUCAACUUCAGUGAGAGGGCCUCACAGACCUACAACAACCCUGUCCGGGAUCGAGAAUGCCAGACGGAGCCUCCUCCCAGGACAAACUUUUCAGCCACAGCCAAUCAGUGGGAGAUCUAUGAUGCCUAUGUAGAGGAACUUGAGAAGCAGGAAAAGACCAAAGAGAAGGAGAAGGCAAAGACCCCAGUGGCUAAAAAAUCAGGGAAGAUGGCCAUAAGGAAGCUGACAUCUAUGGAGUCUCAGACUGAUGAUCUCAUCAAAUUGUCCCAAGCUACUAAGAUCAUGGAGCGGAUGGUCAACCAGAAUACAUAUGAUGACAUUGCUCAAGAUUUUAAGUACUAUGACGAUGCUGCUGAUGAAUACCGGGACCAGGUGGGUACCCUGCUGCCGCUCUGGAAGUUCCAAAAUGACAAAGCCAAGCGCCUGUCCGUCACUGCCCUCUGCUGGAAUCCAAAGUACAGGGAUCUGUUUGCAGUGGGAUAUGGCUCUUAUGACUUCAUGAAGCAGAGCCGGGGCAUGCUGCUGCUCUACAGCCUGAAGAACCCCAGCUUCCCCGAGUACAUGUUCGGCAGCAACAGUGGCGUCAUGUGUCUCGACAUCCACGUGGACCACCCCUACCUGGUGGCAGUGGGCCACUAUGAUGGCAACGUGGCCAUUUACAACCUGAAGAAGCCCCACUCCCAGCCCUCCUUCUGCAGCUCAGCCAAGUCUGGCAAGCACUCAGACCCUGUGUGGCAGGUCAAGUGGCAGAAGGAUGACAUGGACCAAAACCUUAACUUCUUCUCUGUGUCAUCUGACGGCAGGAUUGUGUCUUGGACUCUCGUGAAGAGAAAGCUGGUUCACGUAGAUGUCAUCAAGCUGAAGGUGGAAGGCAGCACCACGGAAGUUCCUGAGGGGUUGCAGCUGCACCCAGUGGGUUGUGGCACUGCCUUUGACUUCCACAAAGAGAUUGACUACAUGUUCCUAGUGGGCACAGAGGAGGGAAAAAUCUACAAGUGCUCUAAAUCCUACUCCAGCCAAUUCCUCGACACCUAUGACGCCCACAACACGUCAGUGGACACUGUGUCCUGGAACCCAUACCACACCAAGGUCUUCAUGUCCUGCAGCUCCGACUGGACAGUGAAGAUCUGGGACCACACCAUCAAGACCCCGAUGUUCAUCUAUGACCUGAACUCAGCCGUGGGUGAUGUGGCCUGGGCGCCAUACUCUUCUACUGUGUUCGCAGCAGUCACCACAGAUGGGAAGGGGCAAGCCAUCCAGGGUCCAGCCAAAAGAGGAAUCAUUCAUCCCAUGAGGCUUCAGGGAGGAAACGGAGCUGUUCACCUUGGAGGAGAAAGCACUCUGGGGGAUGAGAUGCCAUGGAGCAGUUAUUUCCUCUGCUGUAUGGUGGGAAGCUAGAGGGUGGCAGGGCCCGGCUCCAUCUAAGGAAAAAUGUAUGAGCCAGUGUUGAUCAGUGACUGAAUAGUGUCUAUAAUGUAGUGAAGUCUCCAUCCCCGGGAAUGUGCAAGCUGAUUCUGAGGGAACUUCAGUGGGGUGGAAUGGGAGGGGGCUAUUCAACACUGAGAAUUGGUGAGAGCUCAGAAACAAACAUCUUGUGAGCAUAUUCUUGAAUGCAAACCCAUUUUCCCUAUGGACUUUGAUAUAAACUGAGAAGCACUGGCUGCCCCAAGGAAAGAAUGCAGCGAUGAAGGCACCAUCCUAAAGUCCGUCAGUCAUCUCUUCCUGGAACAGAUAACUACUAAGGGCCAACGAUGGUGCCCAGCUCUAGGCUGGACCCUGGUGGCUUAGAUACCUGCUCUUGUGGAGCUUAUGUUCUAGUGAAGGGAAAGAUACAAAAAGCAACAACAAAAUUCCCAGUGUUAAGUUCUAGGCAGAGAAUUAUUAAUAAAAGACUGUGAUAUGUAAACAUAAA